Messenger RNA from Peniophora sp. CBMAI 1063, 1332 nucleotides. NCBI's taxonomy places the organism in Eukaryota, Fungi, Basidiomycota, Agaricomycetes, Russulales, Peniophoraceae. The record is from the annotation of a GenBank genome assembly.
AUGCUACUACUGGUCUUCUUGACCAGCUUCAUCCGACAAAGCUGGAAUCUUGGCGUAGCAUUCCUUUGCUUCUGGCUGUUCUUCGAGAAUCUGACCCUCGGCAUCGAUGCUGUCAUCUGGUCCGAUAAUGGGGACAUCAAGCUAUACACUUACUGUGAUAUAGUCACGCACGUACAGGAGAUUGCCGCUGUCGUCAAACCAAUGGCGACCUUGAUUAUCACUCGCCGCUUGUGCUUGAUCGUCAGUGCGAAAUCGGUACAACCUCUCUCCAAAGCCGCGAAACGCAGAGAGCUGUUGAUUGAUUGGAUACUGGGUUUAGUCAUUCCUAUGAUAGUUGCGGGGCCAUUCUAUUACGUUGUCCAAAUACUUCGAUUCCAAGUAUUCGAGGGCAUCGGUUGCGGCAAUGCUAAUGACACUUCGGUGCUCAGUAUCUUGCUUCUCAAUUCAUGGAAUGUUAUCCCGCCUCUGGUGUCCAUCACAGUCUAUUACCCUGCAGUGAUUCGAACGUUCUAUCGCCAUAACCAAGAUGUCCAGGACUUUCUGCAAAGCAACGACUCGGUCUCGCGCGUCAAUUACCUUCGCAUCCUCGCUCUAGCAAGCAUAGAUAUUCUUCUCACCCUGCCUAUCGGCAUCGCAACCAUUGCUUUGAACGUGACGGCGGAGUUUUCUCGGGACGGCGUACCAUUCUACUUCGGCUGGGACUACGAUCACGAUCCCGCGGAAUGGAAGCCCGAGAGUGCUUCCUACGCCGAGACCGUAGCGAAUGGAGCAUCCACAAUGGCACAGAUAUACUUCUCUCAGUGGACUUCACCCGUAUUGGCGUUCAUUAUCUUUGGUUUCUUCGGGGUCACGUCGGAGGCUCGCGCGUCAUACUGGCGCAUCAUCUGCACCAUCUGCGGCUGGCUUGGUUGUCAACCAAGAUCUCGCACAGACAGUGCGCGCACGACGUCCCUCGGAGAGAUUGAAUUCGGCGAGCGACCUGUGCAGGAUGUGUCGCUCAAUCUUGACCCAGAGCCUGUACCAAGUCCCACCAACCCUGGGGCGCAAACACGACCCGGGCCAAACACGGAGAGAGGACACGGACUCGCAGCAACCGCUGCAGAGAGCGACGCAAGCAAAGACAGGACAGAAGAACCGCGCUUGGUCCCAGGAAACAUUGCCUGCGUGCGCCUCGCGCAUGUCAAUCCGAAACACAAGUCCUACUGUGCGGAGAUUGUCGACGCCCAGUCGGUCGCAAUAAGCCCACUAAUAGCUUCCAGCGCGGGCCCAUCUUUUCAUCUCGGCAAGGAGGCUGGUCCACCGGGCACGAGAUUUCUUACGCGUGGGCUGUAG